Molecule: messenger RNA, 729 nt
Organism: Macaca mulatta (Rhesus monkey)
Lineage: Eukaryota; Metazoa; Chordata; Mammalia; Primates; Cercopithecidae
Source: RefSeq, a predicted model, not a curated record
AUGAGGGGCACUGUGCUGUGCUCAGAUGGCCACGGGAAGGUGUGCACAAUCUUCACUGCAGAGCACACCACGCAUGGGCACAUCAAGAUGCACCAUGACUACACCAACGUGGUGGGCCUGGGGGACUCCAGCACGUGGAGGCUGCCUUAUCUCAACCGCUGUGUCUACACAUUCCUUGCUCCUUUCCUCCUCCCCAUCGCCACUCCACUGGUGGCUGUCGAGCGGCUGAGGAAGGUGGAGCUCAGGACGGCCCUGCGGACGCUGGCCCUGAUUUCCCUGGGCCUUUAUUCUCACUACUGGCUGCUCCUGAACGUGUCAGGCUUCAAGAGCCCCAGCUCGGCCCUGGGCUGCACGUUCCUCACCAGCCUGUUGGCCCACCCCUACCACCACGUCAACAUCUUCCAGCACAUUGUGCCCAUGUUCUCCCGGGACAAGCCCCGCCGGAUACACAUGAUGAGCCUGAGGGUGCUUAACCUGGCCCGGGUGCCUGUGCUGGACUGGGCGUUUGGCCACUCGAUCAUCAGCUGCCACGUGGAACAGCACCUCUUCCCCAGGCUCUCUGAUAACAUGUGCCUGAAGGUGAAGCCCGUGGUGUCCCAGUUCCUCCAUGAGAAGCAGCUACCGUACAACGAGGACUCGUACCUGGCUCGCUUCCGGCUGUUUCUCCAUUGCUAUGAGGAAUUCAUGGUGCAGGCCCCACCUAUCACUGAGCUCGUGGGGCUGCAAUGA